Molecule: messenger RNA, 3817 nt
Organism: Gossypium raimondii (Peruvian cotton)
Lineage: Eukaryota; Viridiplantae; Streptophyta; Magnoliopsida; Malvales; Malvaceae
Product: pentatricopeptide repeat-containing protein At5g14770, mitochondrial
Exons: 2
Coding region: 96-3203 (1035 amino acids)
Molecular function (GO): protein binding
Source: RefSeq, a predicted model, not a curated record
GAGGGCAUCCCCUUCAUUCACUACUCGGCGGAACCCCUUUUCUAUUUCCCACUGUACUGCCUGUAAACAAACAAAAUCCAAAAAGAUUUGAAGUUAUGAUAAAAUAUUUCACCUUCUCUAAAAAAUCGCUCUUUCUCUUCCAUUUUCACUCAAGAGCUUCCACUUUCUCAUCAAACAAACACCCUUCGCCCCUUAGACUCCCCAAAACCCCACCAUGCUUUUCUCCAAAACCCCUUUCCAAUCCAAUAAUCCCCUCAACCAAGACCCAUCUUUACGCCUCACUUUUCUGCACUCUUAUCCACCUAUAUUUAAGCUGUGGAAGAUAUUCACAUGCCAAGGAGACAUUUUUCAAGAUGAGGAAACAUGGUGUUAUUCCCGUUUUAACCCUGUGGAAUCACCUUAUUUAUAGUUUCAAUGCAUCUGGUUUGGUUUCUGAGGUAAUGCUACUUUACUCUGAGAUGCUAGCUUGUGGGGUUUUGCCUAAUAUUUUUACCGCAAAUGUUUUGGUUCAUUCUGUUGUCAAAGAUGGUAAUUUGAGCUUUGGCUUGGAACUGCUUAGAAGUUUUGGCGCCAAGAACAUUGUCGAUACUGUUACUUAUAAUACUUUGAUUUGGGGAUUUUGUGAGCAAGGUUUAGCUUAUCAAGGUUUAGGGGUUUUGUCUGAAAUGGUCAAAAAAGGUAUAACUUUUGAUGCUAUUUCUUGUAAUAUAAUUGUUAAGGGAUUUUGUAGAAUUGGAUUUGUUAGAUAUGGUGAGUGGGUUAUGGAUAAUUUGACUACAUGUGGGAUCUGUAAGGAUGUUAUAGGGUUUAACAUAUUGAUUGAUGGAUAUUGUAAGAUUGGAGAUGUGAAUUAUGCAGUCGAAUUGAUCCACAGGAUGAGAAGUGAAGGUAUAGUUCCUGAUAUCAUUAGUUAUAAUACUUUGAUAAAUGGAUUUUGCAAAAAAGGUGAUUUCUUUAUGGCCAAAAGUUUAAUCAAUGAGAUUUUGGGGUCUCGUAGGAAGAAAGAUUUUAAGAUUUUGGCUGGUACUGAUAAUCGAAAGGAGGUAGAUAAUGGUGUGGUAUUGGAGCCGGACCUUAUUACACACACUACACUUAUAAGUGCCUAUUGUAAGCAAGAAGCUCUUGAGGAGGCACUUUCUAUAUAUGAAGAAAUGGUUGUGAAUGGUAUUUUGCCCGAUGUCGUUACUUAUAGUUCAAUCUUAAAUGGCUUCUGCAAGCAUGGGAAGUUAGCUGAGGCAAAAGUGCUUAUGAUGGAGAUGGAGAAGAUGGGUGUGGAUCCCAAUCAUGUCUCUUAUGCUACUCUUAUGGACUCGAUCUUCAAAACUGGGAAUUCUGUGGAUGCUUCUGCCCUUCAAAGUCUAAUGAUUGUUCGUGGGAUUGUCUUUGACGUUGUUGUGUACACUACACUGAUGGAUGGACUUUUUAAGGCUGGGAAGUCCAAAGAGGCCGAGACCAUUUUUAUUACUCUUUUGAAGAACAGAAUGGUGCCUAAUACGACCACCUAUUCAGCAUUGAUUGAUGGUCGUUGCAAGUUGGGAGACAUAAAUGGUGCAGAAUCUGCAUUAGAAGAAAUGAAAGAAAAAGAUGUUGUCCCUAAUGUCGUGACUUAUUCUUCUAUUGUAAACUGCUAUAUCAGGAAGGAAAUGCUUGAUGAAGCUGUUAACGUGAUGCGGAAGAUGGUAAGCGAAAAUAUCUUGCCAAACGAAUAUAUUUAUGCUGCACUAAUUGAUGGAUAUUUCAAGGCAGGUAAAGAAAUGGUUGCUCUUGAUCUCUAUAGUGAAAUGAAAUUAAUAGGGUUGAAGGAAAACAAUUUUAUACUCGAUUCUUUCUUGAACAACUUGAAAAGAUCUGGAAGGAUGUGGGAAGCAGAGGAAUUAGUUAAAGAUAUGAUGUCUAGGGGCUUGUCACUUGACCAUGUAAAUUAUACAUCUUUGAUGGAUGGCUAUUUCAAAGAGGGAAAGGAGUCAGCUGCUCUUACCUUGGCCCAGGAAAUGACAGAGAAGAAUAUUCCAUUUGAUGUUGUUGCAUACAAUGUAUUAAUUAAUGGUCUUUUGAGGCUUGGUAAAUACGAUGCACAAUCUGUUUAUGCUAGAAUGAGAGAGUUGGAUCUGUCUCCAGACAUCAUUACAUGCAAUACCAUGAUUAAUGCAUACUGCAAAGAGGGUAAGUUUGAACAUGCGCUACACCUCUGGGAUGACAUGAAGAGUUGUGGGUUAAUGCCAAAUUCCAUAACUUGUAACAUUCUGAUCAGAGGUCUUUGUAAAGCUGGUGAAAUUCAUAAAGCUCUAAAUGUUUUGAAUGAGAUGCUGAGUUUAGGAUUUCCACCUACCACAGCCAUUCACAGAUUUCUGCUUGAUGCAUCCUCAAGGAAUGGAAGGGCUGAUGCCAUUUUGCAAAUGCAUGAACACCUUGUUUCCAUGGGGCUUGAACUUAACCAGGCAGUUUUCAAUACUCUCAUCACUGUCUUAUGCAGACUAGGGAUGACGCGGAAAGCUGUUUCAGUUUUAGAAGAUAUGACAGGAAGAGGCUUGUCAGCUGACAGAGUAACUUACAAUGCGCUUAUACAUGGAUAUUGCACAGGCAGCCAUGUAGAUAAGGCUUUUGCUACAUAUUCUCAGAUGAUAGCAAAAGGAGUUACACCAAAUAUUGUUACUUACAAUCUUCUUCUGAAAGGUCUCUCGACUUCUGGUUUAAUGAAAGAAGCAGAUGAAUUAUUUGCCCUAAUGAAAGAAAAAGGCUUGAACCCUAAUGCGUCAACAUAUGAUACGUUGAUAUCUGGGCAUGGUAAGAUUGGAAGUAAUAGGGAAUCUGUAAAAGUUUAUUGUGAAAUGAUUACCAAAGGAUUUAUUCCCAGAACUAGCACCUACAAUGUGCUUAUUGACAGUUUUUCUAGGGUAGGAAAAAUGACCCAAGCUCAAGAGCUUCUUAAGGAGAUGCAAUUGAGGGGAUCAUUGCCUAAUUCCUCGACUUAUGACAUACUAAUCUCUGGUUGGUGUGACCUCUCUAAUCAGUCAGAGCUGGACAGGGCCUCAAAAAUGUCGUGCCUAGUUGAGGUGAAAAAUUUAAUUUUGGAAAUGAAUGAUAAACAGCUUGUACCUAGUGAAAGUACUGUUUUCAAUAUCAGUUCUACCUUUGCAAAACUAGGAAAGAGGUUUGAUGCUCGGCAAUUUUCGAAGGGACUAUACAAGAGAAACAUUGUAUAAGGAAUAAAUGUAAUACAAGAAAAAAGGGAUUCCUUCUACACGGAUAGCCAACCUUUUAAUGAUCUUCAUUAGCUCUUCUUUCAGAAAUCUGGCUUCAGCUCUUUUUGUACGUGUGCGCGGUGAUAGUCACGGGUUUCAUUUAUGGACUUUUGCCUGGAAUUCCUAGUCCCAACAGAGUUGGUAUUUGGUUCAAAAUGUGAGAAGUGGAGGUAAUCGUUGAUUUCCUUUUGAACAGAUUGUGAAGAGAAGAGCAAUGUAUUGGCAGUUGGUUUCAGCUUUAGGCAAUUAGGGUUCAGAAGCAAGAUUCAGUUAUUUUUUUGCGAUGCAUUAGCAAAAAUGCACACAUCUCCCUGCUUAGUAUUGUUGUUGCCCCAACUCGAGGUCAAUAGUUGUAUUUCACUACAAACGCAAUGCUGACAUAGCAUAUCGGAUGAUAAUUUGGAUAACAGCACCACACCUUAUUAUUCAAUGUGCACGCAUGGCAUUUAGGCCUAUAUUGUUGCCACAAUUUGAGGUUAAAAGUUGUAUUUUAUUACUAACGAUAAUGUUUAUGUUAUGUUUGUAUUAUAAUGUUAAUGGUGAAUGAUAUUUGAAUGAAUAUUUGAAUGUUCUUA